AGCUACGCGCUGAUUGGUCCCCUAACAGCCUGUGCGCUGACGUCAACACUAAGCGCCUGCCUUGGUUUCUGUUUCGGCUGCAGAGCUAACAGCUGCUUCAGCUAUGUUUUGGUUAGAUUUGGCCUCACGUGUGGAAUUUUCACAGCUCAGGGCCCGACUGUCAGCUGGAUGAUGAUCAUGCAAAGCAGCAGCAGUCUGGAGCAAACAUGUCGGUCUGCUGCAGUCUGUGCAGCUCACCACACAGCCGUGCACGUCAUCUGAAGUGCUAAGGUGGAGUCAGACUCUCUAUUGAUCAAAUAACUGGAACAGCGUUGAUUUGAACUCUUGACCAACUAUGGCUGAAUAGUUUUGGUUGAUCAGAUCGUCACUAAACUGCCUCUUCAUGUAGAGUCCACAGUGAGAUCCACUAAAUUGUGUUGAUGGGGCAGAAGCUGCCCGUCUCAGAAUUGGCCUGCAAGUCAGUUCUGCUGUAGAAUCAGAUCUGAUCCAUGACUGAGUACUACGAGGAGGGGGGGCUGCUGUAUGAGCAAUCACCUCCCAUGCACAUCAAAGUGGAGUCUCCAGAGGGACCCUUUGGAGGGGGAGCCUCCGAGAACGGCUUCCCCAGGGAGGAUGAGGACUCGGACGGCAGCUGUGACCAGAGCAGCUCCUUACCUGGAGGACUGCCGUUCAACGUGGUGGUGGUGCAUCCCAACAUCAUGGCGCCCGGCAUGUCCUCAGACGACCUGCUGUCCAUUGAGCAGAACAGAGCCAUGUCUGCUGCUCUGGCUGCAGGCGGAGCGGGAAAGAGAAAGAGCCGUUUCAGCGGAGCGGAGCUGGAAGUGCUGGUGUCGGAGGUCACCCGCUGCGAGGGAGAACUCUUUGGCCCCGCAGGGAGACUCCGGCGGCGAGAAAGAGAGCGCAUCUGGGCUGGAAUUCUGGAGAGGGUCAACGCUGUGUCCAGAGUCCCACGCACUCUCAGAGAGGUAAAAAAGCGCUGGGAUGAUUUAAAGAGGCGCAACGGAGGCAGGCUGGCGGACGCCCGCCACCGCACCUGUUACCUGCCGUCCAGCAGGGGGGCGUCCAUCCUCGGGCGUCCUUCCCAGCCAAGCCCCAGGCUUCAGCACGCCAGACAGAAGCAGAGCUCCAGGCCAAAGCCAAGUUUUCCCUGCUUUCCUGACUCUGACACAGGUUUGGGAGUGGACGGGUCCGAGAGGGAUGGUUUGGAGAAGGACGAGGACAAUCCUGAACGGGACAGAGACAUGGGAGAACCUGAGUGUGAACCAGUGGAGAACAGUAUGGAGGACAAACUGGGAUUGGGAUUGGGUCUGGGAAUAGGACCGCCCCCUCCAUCAGAAAGAUGGCUGCCUCCGUCUCCUCUCUACAGUGCGCCCUUCCUCAACGGCAGCCCCCAGCCCAGCAGUCCUCAGCCGUCCCUGGGAACACAGCAGGGUCCUCUGGAAGCCCCCCCACGCAGCUCCUGGCUUGAAGAUGAACUUCGGGGGUUGGGCGAAGCUGCCAUCCAGCUUGGAAGUAGGAUAGAAAAGAGCCUGCAGGACUUUGGCGAGGGUUUCAGACAGGACAUGAGGACCCUUGUUGCUUCACAAGAAGCAUUAGCGGUCAGUCUCCAACAAAACAAUAUCCUGUUGCAAAGGCUUCUGGGAGUCCUGGAGGCCCAGCAGCAGCAGCAGCCGCAGCAGCAUCGUGUACAACAAACCCACCCGCCACAAACGCCUCAGCACCACUUACAGUCCACCCAGCAGCAGCUUCAGCACGCGGACUCCCAGCAGCACCUGGACACGCCUCCACAACACCAAACGCAUCUGCAGCUGCACGUUCCCAAGCACACCAACGACAGCCCCGCUGGAGAAGACGCGCCUGCACCUUCGUCUCCAGAGACACACGACACCUUUCCCUCUGAGCGAACCGUAGACUUAUCUGGAGAUGCGCCGAGACCGCGGCGAGGAAAAGCCAUGGAGCACAGGCGCAGGAAACGGCGCUGAGGAGAACCUUCUGACAGACUCAAAUGACAGAACUGAUGUUUGAAGGGCAAAAUGAAGCGACCCUUUCUUGAUUUUUUACUGAUGGUACUACUUAUAUACAGUUUUAAUCCUCAAAUCUGGGAAAAAUCCAAAUGUGGAAUCCAUUUAGCUAUUAACUUUAGUGCAGACGGAACGGAAGCAGGUCAAUGAAGAAGACUUAAGUAACGGGUGGCCCUAUGGGUAAUUAGAAACACUGCUGUGACACAGGACUAAUGGCACCUUCAGCGUUCAGUAUCUGGAAACAUAGUAGAGGUGGAUGUCUGCCUAUAAUAACUGCAGCAGAAAUGUCAAACCCGGUUCUGCUCUAACUCGUCCAGUAAUGUCUUACUACUUCUGAUAAUCUAACUAUUGUCAUAAAGUACUUGUAAUCUGCAGUGGUUGCCAUACAUUAGAGGGAAGCAGCUAUUGUAAAUACCUGCUGACGUAUUCUUGUGCUUUUUUUAAACUUUACUUUGAAUGGGAGCGCUUUAUGGCCCCCCCCUGAGGGAAAUACAGGGUGCCGAGUUGUUGAUCUAAGCAUCUGGCCAUGCGGUCGCCGUGGCUUUUACUAGUUUCAUGAUCCAACAUUUGAUUGGACCCUAAAGUGUUUGAGUAAGUGCAUUUUCAGGACAAAUGUCUCAUAUUUUUAAAGGGUUUUUAAAGGUGUUGGGGGAGAGAACCACCCUUGCCUGUAUAUACUUUAAUAUAUAUAUAUAUUUAUGCUUCAUUUUAAAAGCAUUCAUAAAUAUGGAAGCUAUUGAUAAUCUUGCAUGGAUGUAAAUAGUUUCACCCAGCAGUGUACGGCCAUCGUCUGUGUAGUUUUACACAAGUCAUGUUAUCUGGAUAGCAAGUGUUACUGAUGAAAUGUAAGAAUAAAACACAGCCAUGGACUGCAAAUGACACCAA
This is a messenger RNA of Oryzias latipes (Japanese medaka), 2906 nucleotides long. RefSeq lists its product as uncharacterized. The record is from RefSeq and is a predicted model, not a curated record. NCBI's taxonomy places the organism in Eukaryota, Metazoa, Chordata, Actinopteri, Beloniformes, Adrianichthyidae. Gene Ontology annotation, cellular component: nucleus.